This is a messenger RNA of Cannabis sativa, 1753 nucleotides long. Its product is annotated as presenilin-like protein At1g08700. NCBI's taxonomy places the organism in Eukaryota, Viridiplantae, Streptophyta, Magnoliopsida, Rosales, Cannabaceae. Bases 129 to 1469 code for a protein of 446 amino acids. The transcript has 2 exons. Gene Ontology annotation, cellular component: membrane; nucleus. The record is from RefSeq and is a predicted model, not a curated record. Gene Ontology annotation, biological process: protein processing. Gene Ontology annotation, molecular function: aspartic endopeptidase activity, intramembrane cleaving.
CCCACAUAUUAUAAUAAUAAUAAUAAUAAUAAUAAUAAUAAAUUAAAAAAUAUAUAAACCCCCAAAAAAAAUCUCCUUCUCCACCAAAAAUCUCCCAAACACCAAAAAAAGCUUAAAGCUCCAUAGCUAUGGAGUCAAGCAUCCUAGAUUCGAUCGGAACAGAGAUCGUCGGCGUAAUGUCCCCAGUCUCAAUCUGCAUGUUCCUCGUCGUCCUCAUAGUCUACUCACUCUACUCCUCAACCACCUCCGACUCCACUCCUCCCCUCCGUACCGCCGCAAAUCUCGUCUACAUGGAAAACCCUUCCGACUCCGUAACCCAAAAGCUCGAAGGCUCACUCCUCAACGCAUUAGUCUUCGUCAUCUUCGUCGCAGUCGUAACCUUCCUCCUCGUCCUUCUCUACUACUACAACUUCACAAAUUUCCUCAAAAACUACAUGCGAUUCUCAGCCUUCUUCGUCCUCGCCACGAUCGGAGGCUCAAUCUUCUUCGAAAUCGUUCAGCAUUUCUCUGUACCGAUCGAUUCCGUCACUUGUUUUGUGUUUCUAUUCAACUUCUCCGUCGUUGGGGUUUUGUCGUUGUUUUCCGCUGGGUUUCCGAUUGUGUUGAGACAAGCUUAUAUGGUUUCUUUGGGGAUUUUUGUGGCUACUUGGUUUACUAAAUUGCCGGAAUGGACUACUUGGACUCUUCUUGUGGCUUUGGCUUUGUAUGAUUUGGUGGCGGUUUUGGCUCCCGGUGGUCCUCUUAAGCUGUUGGUUGAGUUAGCUUCGAGCCGAGAUGAGGAGCUUCCGGCUUUGGUUUAUGAGGCUCGGCCUACUGUCUCCAGAGAUGUUGGGAAUCGAGGAUCGCCACCAUUGCAGCUUUUGGAAUCAGGUUCAGUCGAGCUUCAGGCAAUUUCACCUGACAAUUCGAAUAGAAUUAGGACCCAAGAAGAAGAAAACGGUGGCCGCGGUGGCAAUAGCGAGUUCACAGGGGUUGAAGUUCGAAACUUUGCGAAUGAGAGAGGUGUUUCGAGUGAGGAAGAUGAAGAGGAAAGGUCACCAUUGGUGUUAAGUUCAAUGGGGAGGCAUUCUUCUACUAGUAGUGAUUCUCCACCACCACCACCACCACCGAAUAGCGGUCAGGAGGAAAUUUCUCCUCUUGUUGAGCUAAUGGGAUUGGGAAAUGAAAGAGAAGUGACAAGAGAAGGAGUUGAGUUAUCAAGUAGAGGUAUUAAACUUGGCCUUGGUGAUUUUAUUUUCUAUAGUGUUCUAGUUGGAAGAGCAGCAAUGUAUGAUCUUAUGACUGUUUAUGCUUGUUACCUUGCUAUUAUAUGCGGACUUGGCUGCACACUCAUAUUGUUGUCUGUGUACCGUAAAGCUUUGCCCGCUCUCCCGAUAUCCAUUGCGUUAGGUGUUCUUUUUUACUUCUUGACUCGCUUGUUAAUGGAACCUUUUGUUGUUGGGACAGCUACAAACUUAUUGAUGUUUUGAUUUGAAUAAUUUAGUUUUUGAGAGGGCUAGCAAUAGUGCACAUUUAGUUUGGUACAGAUUUGACACAGGAACAAUGUAAUGCAAAAAUGUUCAUAAUGAUUUUUAGUUGAGAAGAUGUAAUUUCUUUUUACUGAUCCUUUAGGUCUUUACAUCAAUAUACAUGAAAAUUGAGCUAGAUGAUUGAUUCGAUAGUCUUGUUAUAUCCCAAAAUGGGUUGCCUGAUCUUUCUGUAUUAUAAACAAUGAAGAUUUAGUAAUAUGUAUAGACUAUCAUUGUUUCUGUUU